Artibeus jamaicensis (Jamaican fruit-eating bat) is the source of this 1661-nucleotide messenger RNA. RefSeq names its product dipeptidase 3-like. Gene Ontology annotation, molecular function: metallodipeptidase activity. The transcript has 10 exons. The record is from RefSeq and is a predicted model, not a curated record. Bases 121 to 1572 code for a protein of 483 amino acids. Gene Ontology annotation, biological process: proteolysis. Lineage: Eukaryota; Metazoa; Chordata; Mammalia; Chiroptera; Phyllostomidae.
CUCCCGGAGUCUUUCCAGAGUCUUGACUCUCCUCACGAGGCCGCGCCACUGAGGCACCUAAAUCAACAACGGUCAGGACCCCACUCUCGCCCUCUGCCCGCCUGCCAGGACCCAUGCAACAUGCUGCCCGCAGGCCUCGAGUGUUCCCACGUGCUCGGCCGGCAGCAUCUGCUGCGCCUGCUGUUCUUGCUGUUUCUGCUGUCACAGCCAGUAACCCGCGCCCAGACCAAGCCGGUUGCACCCAGUGCCCCAGCAGCGCUGGGAACCGCCAGCGACAUGACCACAUCCAGUGUCUCGAGUGUCCCAACCCCGCCAGGACCCCCCAGAGCCCAGAGACUGCAGGAGCACGCACGGGCCUUGAUGCGGAACUUCCCACUAGUGGAUGGCCACAACCAUCUGCCCCGGGUCCUGAGAGAACGUUUUCAGAACAGACUACAAAACGUUAACCUGCGCAACUUCAGUCACAGCCAGACCAACCUGGACAAGCUUAGGGAUGGCCUCGUGGGAGCCCAGUUCUGGUCAGCCUACACACCUUGCCAGACCCAGGACCAGGAUGCUGUGCGCCUCACGCUGGAGCAAAUCGAUCUCAUUCAUCGCAUGUGUGCUUCCUACACUGAACUGGAGCUUGUGACCUCAGCUGAAGGUCUGAACAGCACUCAGAAGCUGGCCUGCCUCAUCGGCGUGGAAGGUGGUCACUCACUGGACAGCAGUUUCUCUGUACUGAGGAGUUUUUAUCUGCUGGGAGUGCGCUACCUGACCCUCACCUUCACCUGCAGCACACCCUGGGCAGACAGUUCCACCAAGUUUAAGCACCACUUCUACACCAACGUCAGUGGGUUGACAAGCUUUGGUGAGAAGGUGGUAGGGGAAAUGAACCGCCUGGGCAUGAUGGUGGAUUUGUCCCACGCGUCGGACACCGUGGUGCAACAAGUGCUGAAGGUAUCGAGGGCUCCUGUGAUCUUCUCCCACUCAGCUGCCAAGGCUGUGUGCGACAGUUUGCUGAAUGUUCCCGAUGACAUCUUGCAACUUCUGAAGAAGAAUGGUGGCAUUGUGAUGGUGACGCUGUCCAUGGGGAUUUUACAGUGUAACCUGUUUGCUAAUGUGUCCACUGUGGCAGAUCACUUCGACCACAUCAGGGCAGUCAUUGGAUCUGAGUUCAUCGGGAUUGGCGGAAAUUAUGACGGGUCUGGCCGGUUCCCUCUGGAGCUAGAGGAUGUAUCCACAUACCCGGUUCUGAUAGAAGAGUUACUGAGUCGGGGCUGGAGUGAAGAAGAGCUUCAGGGUGUCCUUCGAGGAAAUCUGCUGCGGGUCUUCAGACAAGUGGAACAGGUGAGAGAUGAAAGCAGUGGUCAGAGCCCUGCAGAGGAUGAGUUUCCAGACAGGCAGGUGGGCAGGUCCUGCCACUCCCAUCUUCUGUCUCAGUGUCAGCGUGAAUACCCCGCCGCACACCUGGAGGUGACCAAGAAGCCAACCAGUCAUAUUCUCCAGAGACCCUCAAAAGCCUCCCCACACCCUGGCCUAGCCUUCAUGGCUACUGCCACCUUCUCAAUCCUCAUCUCGUGGCUCUGGUGACCUGGUCAGUUCCCCAAAGGUCACCUUAGCAAAGUCUCACAAGGUCCCGCUCCUAGUCAGCUGGGCACAAGCAUAUGCUGAGAAUAAAG